Mesorhabditis spiculigera is the source of this 789-nucleotide messenger RNA. NCBI's taxonomy places the organism in Eukaryota, Metazoa, Nematoda, Chromadorea, Rhabditida, Rhabditidae. The record is from the annotation of a GenBank genome assembly.
AUGUUCGAGGCCAAGCUCGCCAACGCCGCCCUGCUGAAGAAGAUCAUCGACUCGAUCAAGGAUCUGGUGACUGAUGCUCCAUUCGAUUGUUCUGAGCAGGCAAUGUGUCUCCAGGCUAUGGACAGCUCUCACGUGGCGCUUGUUUCUCUCAAGAUGGAGGUCGGCCUAUUCGAUACGUACCGUUGUGAUCGAACGAUCAAUCUCGGUCUCUCGCUUGCCAAUAUGGCCAAAGCCCUCAAAUGUGCCAACAAUGAUGAUACGUGCGAGUUGAAAUUCGACGAUAAUGACGCCGAUACCGUAACCUUCACCUUCUGCGACACGAAACGCGACAAGACACAGGACGUGACGAUGAAGAUGAUGGAUAUUGAUGGAGAGCAUCUCGGGAUUCCGGAUCAGGAAUAUUCGGUUGUUUGCACGAUGCCAUCAGCUGAAUUCAAGAAGACAUGCACUGAUCUGUCGAUGUUCUCCGAUACAAUCAAUAUUACGGCCACGAAGGCUGGUAUUGUUUUUACGGGAAAAGGAGACAGCGGAAGUUCUGUCAUCACAUACUCACAGAGCAAAGAUGCCGAUAAUGGAGAUCAAGUGACGCUGGAGGUGAACGACCCAGUGAAUGUGAACUUCUCGAUCAAAUACAUGAAUCAAUUCACAAAGGCCUCUUCGCUGUGUGAUCGAGUGAGGAUUGCACUCUCUAAUGAUGUCCCUGUCGUCAUCGAGUACGGAAUCGAGGAGAACGGCCAUCUGCGCUUCUACCUGGCGCCCAAGAUUGACGAGGAGGACAACGAUAUGGAC